UACUGUAUAAGAUCAUCUACAUCACUCAGGUAGGUACAUAUAUACUGUAUAAGAUCAUCUACAUCACUCAGGUAGGUACAUAUAUACUGUAUAAGAUCAUCUACAUCACUCAGGUAGGUACAUAUAUACUGUAUAAGAUCAUCUACAUCACUCAGCUCCCUCCCACGCUGUGUCACAAUCCCCGGCGGAGAAUCAUAGAGCGGUUCAAGAGAGCCAUGUUUGCUCCACAGAGCACAUCCUUCAACCUGAAAAGUGAACUAAAGAAGCUCCUGAUAGGCUCCCAGGAGGUGAUAGACUUGAACUUUGGCCCAAGUGACAUGAGCAUGCUCAGUAAGCAAGCCAGCCUAGAGCAAGAUGCUGUGACCACUAAUACAGAGAAACCAGCUAUCACACACACCUUGGAGCACCAUGAUAGCGAGGGAAUAACAUAUGAAAAACUGCAUACCAUCAUAGAGAGUGUUCUGGUGGAGAGUGGAUAUUAUGACAUGUCUCCUAAUGCACAUCAGAGGAGAAUGCCUCUUGGUCCUAUAGGGGGCAGUGAUAGCUUUAGGAGGACACCUUCUAUCAUAGAAUGACAAGGAGAGAGUUUCUAGGCUGUGUGCUGGUACACUGUAGCUGCCACUAGGUUCAAGGAGAGUUAGUCAGGACAUCUGCAUCAGUAGGAAUGAGAAGAAAUUAAUUCUGGGGAAUAUUUGGACAAAGACUUUGAAAUGUUUAGAUAUCCUGUCAAAAUGCAAACAUUAUUAAAUGUGAAAUUCUCUUAAUGGAGAGGAAAAAGUAAGGAAUUGUUCAAUCCAUGCAAGCUUUGCAGGAUAAAUUUUGCUCAAUGAAAAUCAUAUAUUUUUUUAUGCAGAAAGUUUCUCUCUUUCACACACACACACACACACACACACACACACACACACACACGUGCGCAUACACACUUUCCCUCACUCUCUCAAUGCAGGUUACAACAAAAAACAGAAUCUUUCAAGGUUACUAC
This is a messenger RNA of Lingula anatina, 982 nucleotides long. Its product is annotated as serine/threonine-protein kinase Nek10. Gene Ontology annotation, biological process: regulation of cell cycle G2/M phase transition; protein phosphorylation; positive regulation of MAP kinase activity. Gene Ontology annotation, molecular function: ATP binding; protein serine/threonine kinase activity. The record is from RefSeq and is a predicted model, not a curated record. Lineage: Eukaryota; Metazoa; Brachiopoda; Lingulata; Lingulida; Lingulidae.